Molecule: messenger RNA, 1041 nt
Organism: Marchantia polymorpha subsp. ruderalis
Lineage: Eukaryota; Viridiplantae; Streptophyta; Marchantiopsida; Marchantiales; Marchantiaceae
Source: the annotation of a GenBank genome assembly
AUGUCAAGACCAGUGGAAGGAGCGAUAAUUGUCGGAGCCGGGACGUCAGGGCUUGCUGCCGCUGCAUGCCUCAGAGAAAGAGGCGUUCCAAUAACCUUGCUGGAGAAGUCCGGUGGCAUAGGUUCGCUCUGGAAGGAGAGGACAUAUGAUCGCUUGCAUCUUCACACUCCCAAGGAUACAAAUGUGGACAGGGCACAAUACGAUGAAAAUUCUAAAGUCUGGCGUGUUCAUACCCAGGGUUUCUCAUCUAGCAAUGAAAUCGAGAAGGCCGAGUAUAGGGUCCGCUGGUUGAUUGUCGCAUCAAGGGAGAAUGCUGAGAUUGUCAUGCCCAAACUCCCAGGGAUGAAAACUUAUAGUGGGAGCAUUCUGCACUCGAGAAAUUAUAAGAACGGUUCAGAGUUCGUGGAUAAGAAGGUGCUCGUAGUCGGUUGUGGAAACUCAGGGAUGGAGAUUGCACUGGACCUUGCCAACUUCAACGCCAAACCAUCGAUUGUGGUCCAUGACUCAGUAAGAAACUCGCAUGCACGUUCUUCCACGGGCAUUGUCGGAGCUUCAACCUUCGUGGUGGCUAUGCGACUUUCGAAAGCCUUGCCUCUUCGGCUGACUGAUUGGCUGCUUGUAUUUGGCACGCCCAUCGAAGGGCCUCUGCAACUCAAGCAGAAAACGUGGAAGACUCCUGUUCUGGACGUGGGGGCGGUCAAUCAGAUUAAUAAUGGUAACAUUAAGGUAGACCAUGCAUAUGUGAUUUCUGCACUUAUGACCUCUGGGGUCCGAUUCGAGAAUGGGGAGUUCGAAUCAUACGAUGCAAUAAUCUUCGCAACAGGAUAUCGAAGCAAUGUUCCGAUGUGGCUUAAGGGCAAUUUCAUCGGGGAAGAUGGAUCUCCUAGUGCUUCAAUGCGUGAUGGAUGGAAAGGAGAGAGGGUAUUGUAUGCCAUCGGAUUCACGAAGAAGGGACUUGUUGGAACUUUCACAGACGCCACGAUUAUCGCCGAAGACAUUGGGAGAGCUUAUGAUCAUGACAUGUUGCAAACUGAUAUUUAG